AUGGCCGUUUUUCUUUCGCGGACGUUCUGCGAGGCGAGUUCGGCGACUUACGUUACUUACGAACAGAACUACCAAAUUGGAGCACGCCGAGCAGCCGCAAGCCCGCAACUCCGAGGGGCUCUGCCGCAAGGUCGUCCGCGGCGCGUUCCGUCCACGCAGAGCGUGAGCCCUCAGAAUCUUCAAAGACUGCAGACGUUCCCGAGGCAUCGACUUCAGGCGUCGGUCGCCGUCCCUCGACCCCGAGGAAUUUCGACGCGAGGUCGUCGGAGGAACGACCUCGGCAGGCGGGACGGAAACGUCUCCGCCGUCUUCCGGGGACGACGAAGGGCCCGCAGUGUCUGCAUCCAGCGUCCAGCGCCGUUCCGCAGGGGCCGAACCCCCGCCAGAAAGACGUCCGCCGACCCCGGCACGCCAAGCUCCUGCACAGCCAUCGCCGGCGGCAUGCCGAGCUCCAGCGCCACCGGCACCGGAGCCUUUGGCAUCAAAGGGACCCAGCACCGGCCACCGGUACCGGAGUCUUUGGCAUCAAAGGCGAAAGUCUACCUCUCCCAGGGGGGGCAAUCGGAGGUCGAAGCAUCGCACUCCACCCUGGCUCAAGGACAUCCGUCACCUCCAGAGGACCACGCGGCUCCUCAUUCCGCGGCUGUCGUUUGCGAGGCGUCGGAGCUCUUCGUGACAAACUUCCUGUCGGCGAGUUACCUGUUCUCCCUCCACGCGAAGAGAAAGACCCUGAUGAGGAAGGACGUGAUUUUCCUCCAGGACCUCCAAGAUAUUUGGCACCAGCCUCGCCACGGACUUCUGAACUUUUCGGCGGAUUUUAUUUAUUUAUUUAUUUACCCUCAAGGACCUGAGGCAUUAUAAUGGAUUAAAUUUCAUAAGAUAGUACAACAUUGUGCAGUUAUUAAUAAAGACAAAUAAGAGGCGCCUAAUCAUACAAUGAUAGCUAAGGCGUUCUUGAAAAGAUUGUGGUCUUCGAUGGCUGCCGUAGGUGCGGGAAGGCGAUUCCACUCAUCUGAUGUGCGUGGGAAAAAGGACUCGAAAAAAGCGUUAGUUUUGCAGAGUGGAAUUCCAGCCUUAAAAGCAUGAUCCAACCUGGAUGAGAUAUACGGGGGAGGCAAAAUAAAAUCGUGGCGCAGAUAUGGGUGAUGAAAGAGCUUGUGAAAUAGACAUAGUCGAAGUAAUUUACGGCGAGAUGCUAGAGUUGGUAGGUUGAAGCUAGGUUUCAUUGAGCUUAUGCUGGCAGUUCUGUUAUAGUUAGAUAGGAUAAAACAAACUUAAUUAUUUUGAACCAUUUCAAGUGAACCUAUUAAGUUUUCUUGGUAAGGAUCCCACACAGAUGAAACAUAUUCAAGUUUUGAACGGAUUAGUGUUUUAGAUAACAAAAGUUUUAAUGACGAAGGGGCUUUUGAAAGGUUACGUUGGAUGUACCCAAGCAUUCUGUAAGCGUUGUUAGUAACAUACGAGAUGUGAGGGUUCCUGGUGAGAUCGGCUGUAAUGUGAAUACCAAGGUAUUUGAAAGCAGUGACGGCAUCAAGGGGACGGUGAUUUAGAAA
Messenger RNA from Ixodes scapularis (black-legged tick), 1553 nucleotides. RefSeq lists its product as uncharacterized. The record is from RefSeq and is a predicted model, not a curated record. The transcript has 5 exons. Gene Ontology annotation, molecular function: protein heterodimerization activity. NCBI's taxonomy places the organism in Eukaryota, Metazoa, Arthropoda, Arachnida, Ixodida, Ixodidae. The coding region runs from base 1 to 861 and encodes 286 amino acids.